Caenorhabditis sp. 36 PRJEB53466 is the source of this 4553-nucleotide messenger RNA. NCBI's taxonomy places the organism in Eukaryota, Metazoa, Nematoda, Chromadorea, Rhabditida, Rhabditidae. The record is from the annotation of a GenBank genome assembly.
AUGACCGUAUAUUGGGGACACGAAGUGCCGGACGUAGCAGAAUGCAGUGUUGGAAACCGGGCAGUCACUCAAAUGCCCACCGGCAUGGAGAAAGAGGAAGAAAUGGUGAGUUUAAGCCCCACGCCGCCCGGUUACGGCUCCCCACUGUCCCGAAAUCGUCUCCCCCAUGCUCUGCCCGUUCGAAAAUGCUAUUCAUGUCCACGAACCGUCAAUUUUAACCCAUUUUCCGUUGAAUUUUCGAAAUUUCGUUGACGUCACCGACCCGCCGCCCUCUGACCCCUUCCCCGCUGAUCAAUCAUCAACCGCGCGUGACUCUAACACUGACAGGGUAGUUGUUCUAGAAAUGACUGAAAGUGGCGCUCGCUCGGCCGGUCCCUCAUUUUCGCUUCAAUGAUCGUUAGUCUAUCGGAGGGGCAACCCCCGUCGUCUCCCUCCGACGGCGGCGGCCGCUCGUUUGUUGUCAGAGAGGAGAGGCCGCGCUUCGGGGUUCGAUGUGUAACUUGGACUCGUAUUGAUUACAAUAUGGAGAGAUAGAGAGAGUGAGAGAGAGCGGGGGGAGAUUUAACCUAUUUGGAACGACGGCAAAGAUUACAACAGAAGGUUAUGUUGACCGUACACCACGUCAUCCUGGGACAAAUACUAGAACCCCCACUACGGCUUCUUUUCGUGUUUACUCUCGCACAUAUUCAAGCGCCUCUUAAUUUGCAGGAAUCCCAUCUGCAAGAUGCCAUCCUCGCUCAACAAGCCAGCACAUCGGGUCUCCAAUUAAACCAUGUCAUUCCCACGCCGAAGGUUAACCCCGUCGAGGUGGAUCGCUACGACGCGACGUAUCCGAGCCGCAACAAGAACCAGCGCUCCAAAUACAUCAAAGUUCACGGUAAGCCGCCUUGACUGAGCUCUUCUUUUGCGCGCGCAUGAAUGAAGCCGUCCAUUCAUCGUUUUCCGUCUAUAUAUCAUUUGUUUUGUUCUCUUCCCCUCACCCUUUCACCUCGUAAUUCAAUCUUUUCGUAUCCUAUUCCUCGCCCCUCUCUCCUACUUCCUUCCCUUUCUCUUCCCUUUUUGCCGAUCUCCGACGCUGUCCUCCCAUGAAUAAUUCAUGGUGCCGAUUGACGGUCUUCUUUUUUAUUCCCCCCUCUCUCUUGUCCGAGGACGUUUUUCUCUUUCCUUUUGUGGUAACAAAAAGUUUGACUUUCCCAGGGCGCCCCCCGUCAACAUCUAUCUCUCUGCUUUUCACCCCGUUUUUCUCCCCAGAGAGUUUUGUCGUUUUGAAACAUGGUGUUGGUGGUGGUGCCAAAAAGAUGUUUGAAUUGCUAAUUUUGCUUCUCUUCCCUUUCCUUUUUUUCUCUUUUCCUCUCGGUACGAGUCACCACACCAAUUACGGCUUUCCGCCGAGCAGCCGCCAGUUAAUUACUAUACUUGUUUUCGCCAAAAGCUCGUGAAUAUCACCUGUGGCUCCGCGCCCCGCUAAUUGCCACAAUUUCCAUCGUCAUCCAUCCACCGUAGUUGUCUGAAUGUGACAGGUGUGGGGGACACACACUCUAAUUGGAUCUCCGUGUGAUUUGCACAUGUCCGUUGGUCGUCGUCGUGUUUUUUGUUCCGCUCGGUUACCUUCUACAAGAGGUUCUCAUGGCCCUCAUCGCCGAAAAAUAGUGUUAGGUUUCUGCCCGCUUGGCGAUCAUUGAACCUUUGUCCAAUCAUCCUCUGAUUUUCUGGUUUUUCAGCCGUGAAACUAAUUUCAGUUGAAUUCUGGAAGAACUUUGUCUGUUUUUGAGAUCACACGGUUUCUCAGCAGAGCGCAUUUACUUUGUUUUUAUUAUUGCGCAUCCCCAUAUCUCUAUUUGCCGUCUCUAUUUCGAAAUUUCCAACCGGAUAGCCCCUGUGGGCAAUUUGCUUAUUUUCCCGCGUAUUCCUUCUUGCUCUCCUGCUCUCCCAGUCGUUUGCAUUCGCAUUUCCGGAAUCGUAAACAUGUUAAUUCGUUUUUUGUGUUCUCGGAACGAAGCCGGAUAAAGUUUUCGCGUUCUUUGGCACCGCCGGGCACACAAAAAAAACAAGAUUUUCGAAAAGUGCAUGUUUUGUUAGACCCUUAUCUCUCUUUCUUUCGUCUCCGCGCUCACUAUCAGAGAUACGGCCGUGUUUGAAUCACAUUUGUGUGUGUGUGUGUGUUUGUUUGUCCAACCAAAAUACAAGCCGCCGCCUAAUUUGAGAGUACUCGUUAGUGAAAGUGUAUCGUUUUCAGCGUGGCAAGCACUCGAGCGGGACGAGCCGGAAUAUGACUACGACACAGAAGACGAGACGUGGCUCGCCGAGCACACGCACAUCGAGCCGCGCGUCCUGGAGAAGAUAUUCGAUACGGUGGAGAGUCACUCGUCGGAAACGCAGAUCGCUAGCGAGGAUUCGGUGAUAAACAUUCACAAUGGUGAGUGGGAAACGAAAAUCGAUUCGAUUAAUUCAUUUCAACGUGUCCUUUUCAGCGUUGGACUCGUCGAUUGUGUACGAAGUGUACGAGUACUGGCUGGCGAAGAGAACAUCGGCGGCGACGACGUCGGGCUGCGUGGGAGUCGGCGGACUGAUUCCGCGCGUGCGAACAGAAUGCCGAAAGGAUGCACAAGGAGCGGUGAACCCGUACGUGGCGUUCCGACGACGUGCCGAGAAGAUGCAGACGCGAAAGAAUCGAAAGAACGAUGAGGACAGUUACGAGAAGAUUCUGAAGCUGGUGCACGACAUGUCGAAGGCCCAACAGCUGUUCGAUAUGACGGCGAAGCGGGAGAAGCAGAAGCUCGCACUGCUCGACAUGGAGACGGAGAUUCUGAUGAAGCGCAUGGAGAUGUCCGAUUUCGGUGCGACAAGCGUCUUCAACGAGUUUGCGGAGAAGAUGCGCACGGUGGCGAGUCCGACGAAGCCCUUCGCGGAGAUCAACGGAAGUUCGCAGGAGGAGGCGAAGAAGCGGAAGCGAGUGCGCCGGAAGACGGUCGCCGAGAAGGACCUUAUCUCGAGAGCCUACCUCAAGAAGAACGUCGAGACGUGGAACCGUCCGCCGGCGCUUUUCGGUCAGAGCGGCUCGCAGAACGUGGCGGUGUCGACGAAACCGGUGCGCGACUCGACCGUCGACGGUCGUUACUCGUUCAAACGACGCCGCGGAUGCAUCUACCGUGCCGCGCGUCAGGUUUACGCCACCGCGCCCCCGUCGACCGCAUCCGGACCGGCCACCGCGUCCGCAUCCGUUCCGUCGACGAUCUCGCAAUCGCAGCCGUCGUUACCACAGCCGCCGCAGCCUGCGUUGGUCGCCACGACGUCUGCGAAACCAGAAGAACCGGUGCCGGCUCAUUCGCGAUUCUACGAAACGUGGCUUCCGGGUGUGGAUGGAAACGUGCGCUCUAUUGGAUUCGCCCGCCGUCGCGUCGGCCGCGGAGGACGCGUCCUCUUCGACCGAAUGCCAAUCCAGCGAGGCGAGGAUCAGGAGAAGGUCAUGGAUCCGUGGGCCGAGUAUUGCAUUUCGGACGAGUCUAGGUACUUUUCUUUUCGACCUUCAGUUUCACUAAUUGCCGUCGAUUUACAGAACGUUCCGCAAACGUCAACAUUCGCUGGGAACCGAAGAGGAAUCGGAGGAGCAAAGUCCGAAAGCGCGGUACUUUGCUCGCAGUGAUCGGGUCAACUACAACGAUGGUGAAACUGAACGGGAAUGGAAUUCAAGAUAUCUUCACGAUGCGUGGAAAGAUAUGGAAGACGAUGAGCCAUCUGAAAGUGAGUCGAUUUUGACCCCAUUUCAUCCCUCAUCGAGUGUCUUUUUAGAAUUUGAAGAUCUCGAGCAACAACAAAAAGCAGUAGAAGUGCCGAAACAAACGGCGAGCGAGAACGACGAUAGUGAGGUGGAGAGAAUGGAUGUGGACGAGGAGCAGGCGGAAGAGGCUCAGAUAACAGUCUCGAAAGAGGAACGGGCUAUUAACGGAAACGGGCAAGACAAUAAUAAACAUGACGAUAAGAACGAGGACGAGGACGUGGAAGACGUGGAUGUGGACGAGGCGUCGACGAUGGUCGUCGAGCGCAUUCGGCACAGCAUCAACGGUGGCGGCGGAAAGAUCAAACCGCUGCAAGAACAUUCUCCACCGCUUUCGGGAAACGGAAGAGCGGACAGAGCGGAACCAACGCCGGUUCCGGCGAAGGUAGGCAUUUUAGUGUACCGCGCGCCACUUCAACGCGUCUAGAGUCUCCAGAUGUGCGGAACGGUAUCGGACUCGGAUGAGUGGAGGGAGCCGAGCGGAUCGCCGUCCGAAUCGAAUUCGUCGACCGAGUGGGGCGGCUACACGCAAGAGCAGGUAGCCGUGUCGUUCAAGGCGAAACUGAUGAAUGUGGACGACGAGGAACCGUCGCCGGCGCGAGGAGGACACGAUCAUUCCAUCAAAGAGUUCGUUAGUUUUCCUUUUCUUUUUCUAGAACUGUCUGUAAGCCCAUUCCGAAGACUUGUAAGCUAAUUAGCUCAGAAUUUCAGAUCGAUGUCAACGGUAACAAUGCUGGAGCGAAAAAAGUUCAUGAUGCCCUCGACGAUCGGGAUGUGA